This is a messenger RNA of Onychostoma macrolepis, 5236 nucleotides long. RefSeq names its product zinc finger protein 721-like. The record is from RefSeq and is a predicted model, not a curated record. Gene Ontology annotation, biological process: regulation of transcription by RNA polymerase II. Gene Ontology annotation, molecular function: RNA polymerase II cis-regulatory region sequence-specific DNA binding; DNA-binding transcription factor activity. The coding region runs from base 968 to 4966 and encodes 1332 amino acids. Lineage: Eukaryota; Metazoa; Chordata; Actinopteri; Cypriniformes; Cyprinidae. The transcript is spliced from 3 exons.
AAUGAUAGAACUUUAGUAAUUAGAAUUAAAACUUAGUAACCAUGUAUGAAUGCAUAAGUGGUGGUGCUUUUUUGGUCAUUCAGUGUUUCUGUUAAAAAAUGGGAAAAAAACUAACAUUUAAUACUGAUAAGAUGAUGAUGAUAAUAAUAAUAUGAAUUCUGCUGAUAAGAACAGUGUAAAAGGCACUAAGGAUUAACGAGCUGCUGGAUUCGUGAAUAUUAAUCAGGUUGUGUACAUUCACUCGAACUGAUUUGCUGAAAUCAAAACAGGGACGAUAAUAGGUGAGCACCAGCCAAUGAGAUUGCCGUUUGCGCAUUAGUUCUGCCCACUACCGGAAAACCCAGCUGUUGGGCCAAGUCCACAUAUUGAGCCAUAGUCCACCUGGGAUCACCCCCUGGCAUCAGUUGGCUGAUAUGGUUGUCCAGUCCGCCCCAAAAACAGUCCAUUAAAAUUACUUCGCUCAAUGGUGAGAGGUGUGACGUGCACACUGUUAGACAUUUCAAAGGGUUUUUACAGUAACUUACUGGCAACACUGGGACAAUAAAUCGAUGUAUCACGAUUCGUGGAUCGAUUGAUAUUUUCUAAAUGCAUCGCGAUUCUCUCUAGAAUCGAUUCUGAGCUUAGUUUUUAACCGCACACUCAAAUGCUUACGAAGAAGAGCACUGAAGAGCGCUUAUGUGUUCAUUAAAGCAUGCAUUUAAAAAAAAAGGCUUGAAUAAAAAUUUACCAAAUGCAUUCAUUAAAGCAUGCAUAUUCAAGCAUGCGUUAAAUGUACUUGCACUUCAGCUGAGAAUGCUUACAUGACAAAAGACUGCGAUUUGCAAUGCAUCGAUUUAUUGUCCCAACCCUAUUAUCUGGCUUUCUAUUAAUGCAAUACAGUGAAUCACAGCCAUCUCCCAGCUGAUGGAGGGUGGGGCUGAAAGCUGUGGGAGCGAAACAAGGCAGCUGGAGUGAUUGCUAAUGAGAGAUGAGCAUGACACACGGCUCGAGAGUGGCUGAGCUUUUAUUAUGCUGCAGUCAACCACUUCUGCUUCUUCUGGUCAAGUAUAUGUGGGACCUGAUGGAAGAAAAUGAGGAGAGUAAAGAACUGAGUGAAGCUGAGGAGAAACAUCAGGUCAAAACUGGUGAAAAAUCAAAGAAGAAUCGAAGAAGAGUCCAAAAGUCUUUAACCUGCCCUCAGUGUGGAAAGAGUUUCUCACACAAACAAAUUCAAGUUCACAUGAGAAUCCACACUGGAGAGAACACAUGCGAUCAAUGCGGGAAGAGUUUCACACAAAAAACAGGCCUUAAAGAACACAUGAAAAUCCACACUGGAGAGAAGCCAUACACAUGUGAUCAGUGUGGGAAGAGUUUCAGUAAGGCGAACACCUUUAAAUUACAUCUGCGUUAUCAUUCUGGAAAAAGACCUUAUAACUGUGAACAGUGCGGUAAAGAUUUUUUUAGGUCAGAUGCCCUGAAGAACCACCUGAAAGUUCAUACACAGGAGAAGCCUCACAUUUGUUCUUUGUGUGGAAAGAGUUUUAGUGAGCUGGCAGCAUUAAAAAAGCACCAGAAAAGACACAGCGGUGUGAAGAAUCAUAUGUGUUUUGAUUGUGGGAAUGUCUUUUUUGAUAGUGCUCAACUGAGACGGCACCAGAGAACUCACACUGGAGAAAAACCUUACAAGUGUUCACGCUGCGACAAGAGUUUCAGUCAGUCAGAACAUCUGAAAACACACGAGAGGGUUCAUACUGGAGAGAAGCCGUAUCCAUGUGACCAGUGUGGGAAGAGUUUUGCCCGAAAAGGACACCUUAAGGGUCACAUAAAAUGUCAUCUAGAAGGGAAGCUGUACACAUGUGAUCAGUGUGAAAAGACUUUCACAGUAAAAAAAUACCUUACAAAACACAUGAAAAUCCACACUGGAGAGAAGCCGUACACAUGUGAUCGGUGUGGGAAGAGUUUCUCACAAAAAGGAUAUCUUGAUGCACACCUAAAAACCCACACUGGAGAGAAGCCAUACACAUGUGAUCAGUGUGGGAAGAGUUUCUCACAAAAAGGAUACCUUGAUGCACACCUAAAAACCCAUACUGGAGAGAAGCCGUACACAUGUGAUCAGUGUGGGAAGAGUUUCAGACAAAAACGAGCCCUUGAUGUACACAUGAGGAUCCACACUGGAGAGAAGCCGCACACAUGUGAUCAGUGUGGAAAGAGUUUCAGACUUAAGCAAACCCAUAACGAACACAUGCGGAUCCACACUGGAGAGAAGCCGCACACAUGUGAUCAGUGUGGGAAGAGUUUCAGAAAAUGUGGUGGUUUUAAAAAACAUCUGCUUACUCAUUCUAGAGAGAGACUAGAAAGCUGUCACCACAGCAGUAAAACAUUUUUUAGGCCACAUUUCCUGAAGGACCGCCUGAAAGUUCAUACGAAGGACAAGCCUUACGUAUGUUAUUUAUGUGGAAAGAGUUUUAGUCAGAUGGGUGCAUUAAAGAUACACCAGAAAAGACACGGCGGUGUGAAGGAUCAUGCUUGCUCUAAGUGUGGGAAGACGUUUUUUACGUAUGAUGCAAUGAAAGUGCACCAGACAGUUCACACUACAGAAACACCUUACAAGUGUUCACACUGUGACAAGAGAUUCAAACGGUCAGAAUAUCUGAGAAUACACGAGAGGAUCCACACUGGAGAGAAGCCGUAUACAUGUGAUCAAUGUGGGAAGAGUUUCAGACUAAAACAAAUGCUUAAUCAACACAUGAAUAUCCACAAUGGAGAGAAGCCGUACACGUGUGAUCACUGUGGGAAGAAUUUCACACAAAAAGGUAACCUUAACAAACACAUGAGAUUCCACACUGGAGAGAAGCUACAUACAUGUGAUCAGUGUGGGAAAACUUUUGUACAUAAAGGAAACCUUAAAGACCACAUGAAUAUCCACACUGGAGAGAAGCCGUACACGUGUGAUCAGUGUGGUAAGAGUUUCACACGAAAAGAAUACCUUGAUGCACACCUAAAAAUCCAUACUGGAGAGAAGCCAUACACAUGUGAUCAGUGUGGGAAGAGUUUCAGACAAAAAUCAGCCCUUAAUGUACACAUGAGGAUCCACACUGGAGAGAAGCCGCACACAUGCUAUCAGUGUGGGAAGAGUUUCAGACUUAAACAAACUCUUAACGAACACAUAAUGAUCCACACUGGAGAGAAGCCGUACACAUGUGAUCAGUGUGGGAAGAGUUACACACAAAAAGGAGCCCUUAAUGUGCACAUGAGGAUCCACACUGGAGAGAAGCCAUAUACAUGUGAUCAGUGCGGAAAGAGUUUCAGAAAAUGUGAUGUUUUUAAAAAACAUCUGCUUACUCAUUCUAGAGAGAGACCAGAAAAGUGUGACCAAAGCAGUAGAACAUUUGUAAAGAACCGCCUGAAAGCUCAUACGAAGGAGAAGCCUUACAUAUGUUAUUUAUGUGGAAAGAGUUUUAGUCAGAUGGUUGCAUUAAAGAUACACCAGAAAAGACACAGCGGUGUGAAGGAUCAUGCUUGCUCUAAGUGUGGGAAGACUUUUUUUACAUAUGGUGCACUGAAAGUGCACCAGACAGUUCACACUACAGAAACACCUUACAAGUGUUCACACUGUGACAAGAGAUUCAAACGGUCUGAUUAUCUGAAAAUACAUGAGAGGAUCCACACUGGAGAGAAGCCGUACACAUGUGAUCAAUGUGGGAAGAGCUUCAGACUAAAAGAAAUGCUUAAUCGGCACAUGGAUAGCCACACUGGAGAGAAGCCGCACACAUGUGAUCACUGUGGGAAGAAUUUCAGACAAAAAAGAAACCUUAACAAACAUAUGAAAAUCCACACUGGAGAGAAGCUACACACAUGUGAUCAGUGUGGGAAGGGUUUCUUAGAAAAAGGAAACCUUAAAGACCACAUGAAUAUCCACACUGGAGAGAAGCCGUACUCAUGUGAUCAGUGUGGCAGGAGUUUUGCACAUAAAGGAAACCUUGCCAAACACAUGAGAAGACACACUGGGAAGAAGCCACACACAUGUGAUCAAUGUGGGAAGAGUUUCGCAGAAAAGGGAACACUUAAUGAACACAUGAGGAUCCACACUGGAGAGAAGCCGUACACAUGUGAUCAGUGUGGGAGGAGUUUCACACAAAGAGGAACCCUUUAUGAACACAUGAAAACCCACAGUGAAGAAAAGCCAUAUACCUGUGCUCAGUGUGGGAAGAGUUUCAAACGAAAAGAAGGCCUGAAUGACCACAUGAGGAUCCACACUGGAGAGAAGCCGUACACAUGUGAUCAAUGUGGGAGGAGUUUCAAACGAAAAGAAGGCCUGAAUGAUCACAUGAGGAUCCACACUGGAGAGAAGCCAUACGCAUGUGAUCAGUGUGGGAGGAGUUUCACACAAAGAGGAACCCUUUAUGAACACAUGAAAACCCACAGUAGAGAGAAGCCAUACACAUGUGAUCAGUGUGGGACGAGUUUCACACAAAGAGGAACCCUUAUUGCACACAAGAAAACCCACAGUAGAGAGAAGCCGUACACAUGUGAACACUGUGGGAAGAAUUUCAGACAAAAAAGACACCUUAACCAACAUAUGAAAAUCCACACUGGAGAGAAGCUACACACAUGUGAUCAGUGCGGGAAGGGUUUCUUAGAUAAAGGAAACCUUAAAGACCACAUGAAUAUCCACACUGGAGAGAAGCCGUACACAUGUGAUCAGUGUGGGCAGAGUUUCAUACGAAGAGUAACCCUUUACAAACACAAGAAAACCCACAAUGGAGUGAAACAGCACCAGACAGUUCACACUACAGAAACACCUUACAAGUGUUCACACUGUGACAAGAGAUUCAAUCGGUCAACACAUCUGCAAAUACAUGAGAGGAUCCACACUGGAGAGAAGCCACAUCACUGUCAUUCAUGUGGGAAGAGAUUCACUCAAUUAUCUUCUCUAAUCUGUCAUAAAUUACAUGUCUGCGUGUCUGAAAUUAUAGUAAUUAGUUGAAGUUCUGAUCCUGUAGUUCCAGGUGCUAGGUAGGGCUGCAUCAAGUAAUUAUUUUGAUAAUCGAUUAAUCAGAGAUUAUUAGAAUGAUUAAUCAACUAUUUGUUUCAUUAUUUUGGAGAUUAAUCAGCAUCUUUAUUGAUUAAUCGGCUUGUUGAGUUUGUUAAAAUGUUGAGUUACACACUUUCUAAUUAAUAAAUAAAACAAGGAAAUCACUUCAGUUUUUGAAAAUGUCUGUUUAAUAUACUAUAAGACUUUUCACACUGCGCGUAA